GUUAGUUGUGUGCUAAUUUCACGUUGUUCAAGAUAUGUUAGAAGUUUCUUUCUUAGAUAUCCCACAUUUAAGCAUUUGACACAAAAUAUGUAGUGUUUAUUCUCAAGGAACAAAGAGUCACAAAGCUGCACGAAUUCAAUAUUCCUUGAAUAAUGUAUUCUACAAACCAUUGGAUUACUGUUUAGUAUGGAGCAAGAGAGAAUACACUCUUUACAUCAUGACCCUAAUGAUUGGCUUGGCUUUGGCACCAUUGGUUCAAAUGAGGAAGCAAAACAGUUUUUUGAUGAAGCCAGAAAGAGAUUUUCAAAGCAUGCAUCUGGGACAGAUAUGUUUGAAAAGUUUGUCCGUGACCACGAGCAGCGUUUUUCACAGCGCUUUUCGCACUUUCUAGAUAUAUCACGGGAAUUUGACCCUACCCCACCAUCAGUCAACAACCCAAGUGUGUCUCAGGAUGGCAGCUCUGAGCCAUCAACUGACUUUAUGACUCCUGGAUUUCCGUUUGCUGGAAGUUCAUUUCCACGGUUUUCAAGUUUUGGUAAAUUUCCACGCUUUAGCAAUAUCCUUAUGGCCUCACCACCAUCGGCCCAUACCAUUUCAACUUCGUGGGCUGAUGCAGAAAAAAUCGAACUCUCGCGCAGCACCUUUUACCGAACUCACAUCAACUCAUAUAGAUUUAGUUCUGAUCAGGUAAAUAGUAACUAUGAAGAGUCUUAUGAAUCAGAAUCAGAGAGUGAAGAUGAAGAGUCAAAUGCAUCUGCUCUUGAGCCCCCACCACAGAGGAAAGCCAUAGAAGAUGUUCGUUCGGAGCCAUGUUCUCUUAGUAUUGCACCAAGCGAAGCAAGUGAAACAAACACUGAAGUAAAUUGUCAAAGAUCUCCAGACCAAACUCCUGAACAGCGCAAAGAUCGUCUAUUUCGUUUAGCAAAUGAAUUGUUGAUGACUGAACGCAGUUAUGUCGCUGUGCUCAAUCUCAUUGAUCAGGUGUUUCAUUUCCGUGUUGAUCAAGAAAAUCGUGCACAUCACAUGUUUCCUCAAGAAACUGUUCCACAGAUGUUUUCAAACAUCAAAUCUAUUUAUAAAUUUCAUAAUGAUCAUCUUUUACCUCAAUUGGAAGAAAGAAUGGGAAAAUGGGAUAUGGAUCCUCGUAUAGGGGAUAUUAUGAAGACCUCUGCUCCUUUUUUGAAGCUGUAUUCUGAAUAUGUAAAAAACUUUGACAGUGCCAUGAGCUUAAUUAAUGCAAUGCAAGCAAAAAAUGCUCGAUUUGCUGCAAUUAUGCAUGAAAUUCAUCAAAUGCCAGAGUGUGGGAAUCUUACCCUUACUCAUCAUAUGCUGAGCCCUAUUCAGCGUAUACCUCGGUAUGAACUCUUACUGAAAGAUUACUUGAAGAAGCUCUCUGAUGAUUCUAAUGACAGAGGAGAUACAGAGAAGGCCCUUCAUCUAGUCUCCCUUGCAGCAAACCAUGCAAACGAAGCCAUGAAGAAAAUUUCACAAUUUCAACAGCUUUUAGAAAUUCAGGAAAACAUUUCUGGUGCAGUUGACCUUGUGAGUCCAACUCGAGAACUUUUAAAAGAAGGGAAGGUCCACAAAAUUUCAGCCAGAAGCACAGAUCAUCAAGAAAGAUACCUGUUUUUGUUCAGUGAUGUGCUGCUUCUUUGUUCACCUCGACUCAUUUCAAACCGUGUCAUCUCUGGUCCAACAUAUCGGCUUCGAGUUAAAUUUGAUAUUGAAAGUCUUCAAGUGCUUGAAGGAGACAACAUUGAAACUGAAAAUACAUUCUAUAUUCGAGAUCAAAGCUGUUGCAAAACUGUUGAACUCUACACUCACACAAGCAAAGAAAAAGAGGUUUGGCUGGAUGCUCUUUUUAGAGCAAUGGAUGAGUUAUAUAGAAGAAAAUCCUCUCUUAGAAUUAGUCCUGAAAGUGACAGCACGAAUGGCUGUGUUCUUGGUCAGAGUGAUGACAGUCCAGUCACAGCUCCAGAUGUGGAUCUGGGUAAAAGAGCUCCAACAUUAAAGCGGAUGGACUCUGCCAGACUUUGCAAGGAUUGUGAAGGAAGUUUUGGCGUUAUGAGAAGAAAGCAUCAUUGUCAUGCAUGUGGACUGGUUGUAUGUGGCAAAUGUUCAGGACAUAAAAUGCCUCUACAGUUUGAAGGAAACAAAAUGUGCAGAGUCUGUCAGUCCUGUUAUAAAAUUCUAAUUCAGCGGUCUGCACCUAAUAGCCCAGAAAUAUCUGCCAGUAACUCUCCUGCUGCAUUUUCUAGAGGAAAGGGGGUUCUGGAGGUUCCAGCAAACGCCCCUUGUGUGUUAAGUGGUUAUAUGCAACUCAAAACCUCCAAAUCAUGGGUGUCAAGGUGGUUUGCCCUUCACUCGGACUUUGUGUUAUAUUCAUUCAGGUCACAUUCUGACAAAAGAGCAAUGACUGCUACUCCAGUUCCCGGAUUCACUGUCUUACUGGUCUUAGACAACAAAGGUGAACCAGAGUCUGGCAAAGAAAAGACAUUUAAAAUGUACCACAAAAGAAAGACUUACUACUUUCAGACAAGUGCAAAAGAAGAUACUAUGAGGUGGGUACAUGCACUCGAAAUGGCCUCACAUGCUGAACUCCCCUCCCCGGAUAGUUCUACUCGGUAAAUAGGAAGCUUAGCACUAGUCAGUAUUGCUGUCAUACUCAGUGUAAAACCUGAUUGUCAAAGUGAAAACUUUUGUUUGGUGACUGUGAAUGUUCACAUGUUACUUUUAAAGAAGUACAUUCAUGUAACUUUGCCAGAAUAUUCACUUUUUGUUUUUGUAUAUUUUGAGUUCCAAAGAAUGCUUUUCUGUUGUCAAAGGCUAUUGCUGUGGCUUAUGCUUUCACUCCUUCUUAAUUGUGAUUUACAUGUCAUUGUGAAUGAAGUGAGAUCUUGUCAUCAAAACAUAGUGGCUUUUGCAUUAUGCUACUUCAAUUUCACUUGAGAUUGCUUUAGAGGUAUUUGUGAAUUAACAUAUCAAAAUUUUGUUAUCUGCACGAUUUUUCUAAUCUUUAUUUAAUUGAGUGCAUUGCAAAAAGACAAUAUACAGUUGUACUCAAAGUUUUAUUAUCAAACAGCAGUAAAUCAGACUUUGCAAUCAGACUUAGUCAAAUGUAUCAUAUUAAACUAGCCAUUUCUAAUGAUUUGGUUCCUUUUAGGGAUGUUUUGAUUUGUUUGCAUUUCUUGUUUUAUGCAUUAGAUCUUUGUACUUCAGGUAUAUGAAUUUUCUUUAGCUGGACAGAUUUAUCUUGGUCUGUGUUGUAGUUUGAAUCAAUUUAAAAUCAUGCCCGCUUUUUAUGGCUGUGUUUCGCCGUCAUUUUGUCAAUGCUUAACUUCUUAAUAAAUCAGAAUCACAUAGGCAUAAUCUCACUUGACAGUGAUGCUAUCACUGUUAGCCUUUUUGAUCUUGAUAGCUGCUUAACUGUGAUGCCAAUUGAGAGAUUGGAAAAGUCAUUUCAGGUUAAAAUAGGUUUAAAUAACAUUUUGAAAUUUUUCCUGUUGUAGCUUCCUUUCUUAUUUCUCAUGUUUAACUUAAAGCUUUGACCUAGAACCAAGUACAUUCGAAGGAUAAUGUGUGGAAGUCAGGUAAUGUCCAAACACUUCCCAGUGCGCAUUGGUUGGUGUUGAUUUUCAUUAUAAGUUACCGUAAGUAGAGAUCUGGCACACUUAUCGGAUAAUGUCUAUUUUCUUCAUUAACUUCAUUGAUAUCUAUCAGUUAACUUGUUUGUGCAUUACUGCAAGACCCUCGCUCUCGAUGCAACCUUAAACUUAACGAACCAAACGAUGGCACAUUGUGCAAUUUACAUACAGAAGCUAAAAGGCAUGGGCUUGGUCCCCAUCUCUGUAGUUUGCUGGAUCCAUACCUGUUUACUUGAGUAUUUUGAAUCUAAUAUCACAAUAUCCAUUCAAAGGUCUUUUGGAUUACUUUCCACCCUAUGUGAACAUUAUCAAACCAAGUAAUUACAACAUUACCCAAUAUGCUCAGGGUAGUUUUGACACUACCCGACUUCCAACAUUACUCUUCACAUUAACAACCAGAGGCUAGUGAAAUUGUUAUGCAAUGUUUGUAUACCAGUAAAUCAAUUUAGUGAAAUGUCAUAAUUUUUGCCAUUUAUGCAUCACAUAUCAUAUAUAUCAUUUGUAGACUCAUUGUCAAGUAUUUUAGAGAAAUUUGUUGUGUGCUGAACGGUUAAAUGGAGCGUGGAUUCAUCCCUGAAUUUGCUGGUUGGAGAGUGUCAUAUUACAAUAGAGAUAUGGUGGUGGAUAUUCAAGAAUCAUUGUGUAUGCCUCAAUUCUUCUGUUUCUUCAAAUACUUGCCAUUACACCAAUACAGUGCCAUGCUGUACAACUAUUGUAGUCUCCUUUGUAGUUUAGGGUAUGUCUCUGUUAGAUGCUAAAAUAUCUUCCAAGCGCAGAUAUGCUCUACAGUAAUAUGUGUUUGUGUUUAGUAUGUGAUAUGGUAGUUUAGUUUUCAGCUUUGGUUUAAAGAAUAGCAAUCAUUUUAUGGGAUUGGACUGCUAUGAAUUUUAUUUAGAUUGACUUACCUGCCAAGUAUUACUGAUCAGGAUUGUCAUUUACACGCCACAUGUCAGUUCAUUAAGGUAGUUCACGCAUGUUUUGUGAUUAGUUCUUGUCAAAUAACACCACUCAACAAGUCUAUGUCUUACACUAUUCCAAGAAUGUACUCCAUGCACCGUUAUCAUGGUUGCAUUACUUUUUUCCCUGUAAAAGAAACCAGUUAUGUAGUGUUUGUACAGUCAAUUUUCAGUACUGGAACAUUUAAGACUGAGUUCAACUGCCAUGUUUACAUUGCAAUGCAGCUAUACACAGUUGGUUGUUAAACUUCACAUUUUUCUACAGUUUUGUACUACUUUGUUAACAAUAUAAUUGUUACUCUUUUGUGACCUUCCUUUAACAUUUAAAUAGUACCUCUUUUUAUGUAGUAAAUUUUUGAUUGUUUGGACAUUUUUAGUGGUUCUAAAAGAGGAAUGAAUUUUGGUGAAAUGACUUGUUGAGUGAAACAGUUUUGGUGUUAGUAAAUAGGUCUCUUUACUGUUUCUCCUUAAUUACAAUGAAUGGUAUGACGAAAUAGCAGCCCUGCAUUGACAUUCUGAUUUGUCUCGUGUGACAUUUUUAUGGAAAUGUUGUGGAUAUGCUAUUUUACUAAAUUUGUUAGAGAAUGAUAAGCAGGAUUUCUACUGUGAAAUGCAUAAUCGCACAUUCCAUCAUGAUCUUUGUACCGUAAAAAUGUUUCCAAAACUGUUAAAUUGAUAACAUUUUCUAAACUAAGACAAGCAGAUUUACCGUUAUCUGACUUUAGCUUAAGUGCAUGUGUUGUCUUAAUGAUUAAUACCAUCUCUGAAAACAUUGUUUCCAUUCUACACAUUUAAAUGACUUACCUUGAUAUAGAUGAAAAAAUUAAAUUUCUGUUAUAAUUUGUGGUCCUGUCAAUUUACAAAGCCCAGUUCAAAUUUAUUCUGUGUUGAUUUUAUAUGGAAUUAGCAUUUCUAUGUGUACCUCAUUUUGAUAACUAUAUUCUGUGGACUGUGUUACUUUAUUUACCUAUGACAAAUAUGUACUGUAUGUUAUCUUAAUGUUUUCAUCCAUGUUAACGUUAUGUGUAUUACUGUUUUUCCUUCUUUUUUACUGCCUGAUACUAAUGCAGGUGUUUCAUCAAUUUUAUUUAAAUGUAAGAUUUGUGUGGUUACCAUUGCAAAUAACUGCCAAAGAAAUCACACAUAUUGUGGUUAUAAUUAGUAUUCACCUAGUAUUUAGUCAAAGUAUUCUAUGUAAGGCUUGCUGCAUUUAUAGCAAUGCUUGUUUACAGAAUUUUUUCUUUAAGAAAAGUUGUUGUGAUGCAAGUUAAAGCAAGAUUUUUUUAAAAAGUGUGAUGUUGCAUGUACUUGUAACCAACAAAGUACUUCAACACUUCAAGCUUAUAUAGUCUUUGUGGGAAGGCCCUUUGAACAGACUGCUAGGGAUACGUAGUUGUUUGUUGACAAGCACGACCAGCUAUUGAUAACUACUACACUAUCAUCUAACUUUGCAAAAUUGUAUCUCUGUAUUUUAGGGUUGAGAUCAAGCUGAGUAUUAAUCCAAAAUCUUUUCAAGAAACUUUAGUGUUUGUGUUAAAAGUGCACCUUUUCAUGCAAGCACUUGUCAUGUCAUGUCACUUGUACUUCUUACACCUAUAACCCUAGAAAGAGAUAGGAGUUUUCUGAAUUAGCAGUCUUCAUUAAUUGCAAUGGUUCAAUUUUCUUUUAACAUUUGAACAUCUUGCUUUGAAGAUUGUAGCUUAUCAUCUGGCAUAAGUAUAUAAAGCAUAAAGUUUGUCGUGUCUUAUCCCUCCUUGACUAAAUUACCGAAAUGAGCUGCUCCUGAUUAAGGUGUAGUCUAUUUCGACCUGUUGUAAGUUUGGUAUGUUGAUCAUACUAAAGAAUGAAAAUUUUAUGUGUUGAUAUUAAAAGGUUUAGUUUGGAUAUUAUUUGGUUUCCCGAGAACAGAAUUUCUAGUGAUAAAGGAAGGUGUUCCACAAAUUUUUUUUUCGAACGAGGGUGAGAGGAAGAUUAUAAUCUAAUUCACAAGUCAUUGGCUUCGUUCUCAACAUGAGUAGAAUUUUCUACAAACAUUUGCCUCCUAAUUCUGUACUCCUAGAGUAAGUCCCUGAUACCCAUUGCAAAAUGCUGCUUGAUAUCUUGCUUUCCUGAUAAUUAAGCCAUAUUUCAAGACUGCAUCAAAUUUAAUCAACUGAUUUGUAUGAAUUUAGUCUCAUAUUUAAAGAAAAUCGGUGACAAAUUCAUAACUUUUCCAAAUUCUGGGACUGAACCUCUCUUUUACUUCAUUACCCAGUAAUAAAAUGGAUGGUGCUUUUUAAACGUGUUUUUCUUUUUACAGAAUCUUACCAUAAUUGUUUAAAUAUAAUUUUUAAUAGAGAUGACCAAUUUUUUUGUGUGUGUGUGUGUAUGUUAGUUUGUACUUUUUUUUUUAAAAUUGUUGUAAAUUUGAUUUUGGCAUUUUAUGAAGUAAUGAAAACUUAAUAGUCAGAUUUUAUCCGUACUAUGCAACUAUAAGCCUCAAAGUUACGUUACUAAAUUAUUAAAGCGAUAUAAAAGUCAAUUAGCUGAGUGCAGACAGAUCAAAAGUUCCUCGGAUUUUGUGAAAAUCGUUGAGAUUACACUUUGUAAUACUUAAUAGGUAGUUGUUGAGAUGAUUUGAGGUCACUGCUUAAAGAAAGAGUGUAUAUGUGCGUUAUUGGAAGACGAAAUAAAGAUUGUAAACUAAAAA
Messenger RNA from Frankliniella occidentalis (western flower thrips), 7289 nucleotides. RefSeq names its product FYVE, RhoGEF and PH domain-containing protein 4. Gene Ontology annotation, biological process: cytoskeleton organization; filopodium assembly. Gene Ontology annotation, molecular function: metal ion binding; guanyl-nucleotide exchange factor activity. The transcript is spliced from 15 exons. Gene Ontology annotation, cellular component: cytoplasm. The record is from RefSeq and is a predicted model, not a curated record. NCBI's taxonomy places the organism in Eukaryota, Metazoa, Arthropoda, Insecta, Thysanoptera, Thripidae. Bases 187 to 2628 code for a protein of 813 amino acids.